Messenger RNA from Polypterus senegalus (gray bichir), 2106 nucleotides. RefSeq names its product short stature homeobox 2 (gene shox2). Gene Ontology annotation, biological process: regulation of transcription by RNA polymerase II. Gene Ontology annotation, molecular function: DNA-binding transcription factor activity, RNA polymerase II-specific; sequence-specific double-stranded DNA binding. Bases 248 to 1144 code for a protein of 298 amino acids. Gene Ontology annotation, cellular component: nucleus. NCBI's taxonomy places the organism in Eukaryota, Metazoa, Chordata, Cladistia, Polypteriformes, Polypteridae. The transcript has 5 exons. The record is from RefSeq and is a predicted model, not a curated record.
ACGGAUCAAGGGGCAGGCAUUGCAAAGUAUAAAUAGUGUGACUUCAAUAGCACAUCAUCAGCAGGUCUGAACUCUGUAGCAAGAAGAAUUGGCCGAGAUCUAUUCAUUUAAGUCGAGAUCUAGAGUUGGCAAACAUCACCCUGCAUUUAGGUCGAGAGAGCGAGGGGGGGAAAAGCACUAUUGAUGUGUUAUUGGUGGCUGUUGUGGAACUGAGAGAGCGAGCGAGAAGGGAAAUUUUUAAGCAGCGAUGGAAGAACUUACCGCCUUUGUGUCCAAAUCUUUUGAUCAGAAAGUGAAGGAAAAGAAGGAGAUAAUCACGUACAGGGAGGUUCUGGAGAGUGGACCAGUGAGAGUGAGGGAUCCGAGCGCCAGUGAACCCAGUCGGGAAGAAGUGAACGCAUUCACCCGUGGAAGCGCACGAUCGCCAAGCAGGGAGACGGACAUCCUUGGGCCAGAGAGGACCAGGGACGCGGGCAGUCCGAAACUCAUUGAUGGUGCCACGGAUAUGAAGGAAAGAAAAGAAGACUCAAAACCAAUGGAAGACGAGACACAGACCAAAAUAAAGCAGAGAAGAAGUCGGACAAACUUUACUUUGGAGCAACUGAACGAAUUAGAGAGACUUUUCGAUGAAACACACUAUCCAGAUGCCUUUAUGAGAGAAGAGCUAAGCCAACGGUUAGGUCUGUCUGAAGCAAGGGUCCAGGUCUGGUUUCAGAACAGGAGAGCAAAAUGCAGAAAACAAGAAAACCAGCUUCAUAAAGGCGUCCUCAUUGGAGCUGCCAGUCAAUUUGAAGCGUGCAGAGUAGCCCCAUAUGUCAAUGUUGGAGCAUUAAGGAUGCCAUUUCAGCAGGAUAGUCAUUGCAACGUGCCGCCCUUGUCCUUUCAGGUUCAGGCGCAGCUGCAGCUGGACAGCGCCGUGGCUCACGCCCACCAUCACCUGCACUCGCACCUCGCUGCUCACGCCCCCUACAUGAUGUUCCCAGCGCCACCAUUUGGUUUGCCACUGGCUACGCUGGCUGCCGAAUCCGCGUCUGCUGCAUCUGUAGUGGCGGCUGCUGCCGCCGCCAAGAACACCAACAAGAACUCCAGCAUCGCAGAUCUGAGACUGAAGGCCAAAAAACACGCGGCCGCUCUGGGACUGUGACAAUCGAAGAGACAUUCAAAUGAAUGCCGUUCAGUUUCAAUGGAGGCUAAAAAUUGAUGGGCCCCCAAACCACUUUAUUUAUGUUUUUAAUGAUGAAGGACAGAAGAAGAACUCUUUUAAAAUGGAAACAAGUAUUGUAUAAGCUAUUUAUUUAAAGGGGAGUGAUUUCAACUGGAGUUUGGAGCAAGCAAAAAAAAAGUUAUAUUUAUAUGAACGUUGUUACUUGUCAUCUGUCAAGCUGAUGAGGAGAAGAUGCACUAAACGCAUUGAAAACAAGAAGUUUAUAAAAAAAAGUAUACUGAAAAUAAAAGCUGCGCAGCUGGAACGUUCGGGCUUUUGUUUAAUAAGCUGAACAAUUCUGCGAAGUUUAACUUUAUUAUUUGAAAUAAACAAAGAGGCUGGUCUUCUUUCACAUUCAGACAUUCAUUUAAAGUUUUUUUCCACAGGGGAAAAACUGUGCAGUUGUGAAGAAAAAGACUAAAUGUUGGAAAUUUUUUUAUUAUUAUUAAUAUUAUUAUUAUUAUUGUUAUUCUCCUGAAGAGAGUUGAUACUCGACUCAAAGAACAGUAUUUGCAUGUCCUUUUGUUCAUCAAUGACAUCACUUGAACCAGUUGCACUUCACGUACAUUUUAGUGGGCAAGAGUUUCAGAAAUAAUAUUUUUCAUGAUUUUUCUUUUUUAAUAAAUAUUCUGCUCUCACUUAAACUGGGAGAUAAUGUACUGUUUUAUGUCUUAUUCUGAAACAAAAACCAGACAUAUAUGCAGACUUUUACCAGUGUUGAUUGUGUGGAUUUUUACCAUUCAGAUGUGUACGAUGUAUUUCCUCAGUCAUAAUCUUAAACUCUGAAAAAGGUACAACCCUUGUAAAAUACGUUGAUAUGCAGAAAACAAAAUUUAUUUUGGCUAUGUGGUUUAUUACAUUUCCAAAUCUUAACGUGACUUAAUAGAAUUACGUUUACUUUA